AUGGAUUCCUCCAGCGUAGAAUCUGAGCCCAUCGGCCAAGAGGUUGACCCUGCAGGCCUCGACUUUGACGCUGUUGGGCAAGAUUAUUUCUCUAUCAGGCAAAAGUUCGAAUCUUCCUACCAAGAACUGGAUCUGGGCUCCCUUAAUGAAGCGCUCCUAUCCUGCUCUACGCCGGACAGCAUGCCAGAGGCCUUUGCCGGCACAGGCGAAUCCCACGUGACUUCCGAACCAGAGGAUCUGACGGAGGCCCAGCACAAGGCGCUCAAAUCCAAGCUCAUAGAAUUGGAAGCAGAAAUUGUAACCCUACGCCGCAACUUGCUCACAGCCAAAGUGAGCUACUGCAGGGAACUCAAGAGGAAGCUGGGUCUCACUGUCUUGGUGGGGCUGAGGCAGAAUCUGUCCAAGAGCUGGCACGAUGCCCAGGCCUCCAAUGCCUAUGUCAAACAAAAGACGUCAGCUGCCCUGUCUACUGUGGACUCUGCCAUCUGCACGAAGCUCGGAGACAUGAAGAAAUCGGCCACGUUCAGAUCUUUUGAAUGUCUGAUGGGGACAAUUAAGUCCAAAGCCCCCGAUGGCAGAGAACCGGGCAGCCUUCCUUCCCCAGCAGGCAAUAAGAAUGAUCUACGUCCAGUUCCGGAGUGGGAAUGA
Molecule: messenger RNA, 648 nt
Organism: Echinops telfairi (small Madagascar hedgehog)
Lineage: Eukaryota; Metazoa; Chordata; Mammalia; Afrosoricida; Tenrecidae
Gene: TPD52L3
Product: TPD52 like 3
Cellular component (GO): cytoplasm
Source: RefSeq, a predicted model, not a curated record